GAUAAAUCGGAUUCUCGGUUACUCAUUUCACCAUUUUGUUUGUUUAAGUUCUAAUAAAUAAGCAUAAAGUGCUUAUCUAAACAUCAAAAUAACAACAAACUUCCCGACUGUUUUAGCAUUGCAAAUUAAAUUGUGACCUGUAAAGUCAUCGCGAAUAAGGGCAGGUUUUCAUAUGUCCUCCGCUUAUACGCACCCAAAUAGAUCUAAUGCGGUCUCUGUCAAGUGCGCAUUAAAAUAGCGCAGUCUUCCUGCACUUGAAAUCGAUGUGCGCCGCCGGACACGAGAACACUCGUCAAAGUGUUUGACUUCACUGUCAUAGAGAACACAAUGGGAUGCGCUUCUAGCACUCAGACCACCACUCAAGACACAACUCGAGCCAACACCAAACAAGAUGGGAGCACAUCUGGCAAUGAAAAUGGUGGUGUUGCAGCAGACACCAAUCUAGAUUUUACAGAGGGAGUUCAGAGUUCUGCGGCUGCUACAGCUCACAGUGAGCCAGGAGCAGCUCCGGCUGAUCCUCCAGCAGAAGCAGCUGCUGACCAGCCUGCAGAGUCUGAACCCAACCCCUACACAACAGCCGAAAGUACUGAAGAAUCUGCACCAGCGUCAAGUGAAAACACAACUGAGGGCCAAGCUGAUUCCUCCCCUCCAGAGGAAGCAACAGCUACCUGUGAAGACAGUUAAGUGUGCAUUGGUUGCCAGAGUUUCAGCAGAAUCCAGAUUGGAACACAUAUUUCCAGCACAAUCAGGAUUUCACUUGAGAUUGUUUAAAAAUACAAUGAAACAGUAGCUUCUUUAGU
Molecule: messenger RNA, 800 nt
Organism: Xyrauchen texanus (razorback sucker)
Lineage: Eukaryota; Metazoa; Chordata; Actinopteri; Cypriniformes; Catostomidae
Product: mucin-19-like
Exons: 4
Coding region: 328-684 (118 amino acids)
Source: RefSeq, a predicted model, not a curated record